This is a messenger RNA of Aspergillus ibericus CBS 121593, 1699 nucleotides long. RefSeq names its product tellurite-resistance/dicarboxylate transporter family protein. Gene Ontology annotation, cellular component: membrane. Gene Ontology annotation, molecular function: malate transmembrane transporter activity. The transcript has a single exon. Bases 358 to 1611 code for a protein of 417 amino acids. NCBI's taxonomy places the organism in Eukaryota, Fungi, Ascomycota, Eurotiomycetes, Eurotiales, Aspergillaceae. The record is from RefSeq and is a predicted model, not a curated record. Gene Ontology annotation, biological process: malate transmembrane transport.
GAGACGGUGCAUUACCUUGUCACUGUGUCUGACCAGAUUUUUCCAUAUCCACUCCACAAUCAUUAAUCCUCUACUCCGUAUCCAGAAACGUUUUUCCGAGCUGUUUCAAUGUGGGCCCCCGGUGCACAUAGUAGUACGGGCCCGCUCCAUAUUUCGCACGCCUCGUCUUGGUCACCCCUCCCUGGAUAAAAGGCUGGCUCGUUCCCUUCGUGGUACCAGACCUUGUUUGAUAUCUUUCUCCUCUCCCUCAUCCUUCCUGUCGGUGGUCUCCAAACCCGAUCCGUUGCCUUGAACCACCCUUCCUCUCUAUCCCUAUCUCCUCCUUUCCCCUCUAUUCUAUAGACCACCAACAAUACCAUGCACAUCCACGACACCCUCCCUGGCUCAUCAUCCGGGUCCGACCUGGAAACCUUUAACCACGAGCCCAAGAAAUUCGCCCACCAAGACCCCGAGAUAUGUGUCAACCACACAUCGGAGAUAGCCGUCAACCACGGGCUCGAGAAGCCCGGCCCGAUCAGCUUUCGCGAACGGUUACGCCAUUUUACCUGGGCCUGGUACACCUUGACCAUGAGCUGCGGUGGGUUGGCUCUCCUGAUUAUCAACCAGCCCCAUGACUUCAAGGGAUUGAAGGAUAUCGGCCGGGUCGUCUACUGCCUCAACCUCUUCUUCUUCACUGUCGUCACUUCUCUCAUGGUCACCCGGUUCGUCAUGCACAACAACUGCCUGGACUCUCUCCGCCAUGACCGUGAGGGUCUCUUCUUCCCGACCUUCUGGCUCUCCAUCGCCACCAUGAUCACUGGUCUGUACAAGUGCUUUGGUGAUGAUGCGUCGGAGAAGUUCACCGUCUGUCUCGAGGUCCUCUUCUGGCUGUAUACGGGCUGCACCUUGAUCGCCGCCGUCGUGCAGUAUUCCUUUGUCUUCCAGGCCCACCAGUACCACUUGCACAGCAUGAUGCCCUCCUGGAUCUUGCCGGCCUUCCCGGUCAUGCUUAGUGGUACUAUUGCCUCGGUCAUUGGAUCGGGCCAGCCUCCCGCGUCCGGAAUUCCCAUCGUUAUUGCCGGUACUACUUUCCAGGGACUCGGCUUCUCCAUCAGUUUCAUGAUGUACGCUCACUACAUUGGACGCCUGAUGGAGGUCGGCUUGCCGUCUCCCGAACACCGACCCGGCAUGUUCAUCUGUGUCGGACCUCCUGCCUUCACUGCUCUGGCACUGGUUGGUAUGGCCAAGGCGCUGCCCCAUGACUUCUCCCUCAAUGGUGAUCCCACUGCGGUGAUCGACGGCCGUGUCAUGCUGUUCCUCGCUACCAGUGUGGCCGUCUUCCUCUGGGCCUUGAGUUUCUGGUUCUUCUGCAUUGCCGUCGUGGCCGUCGUCCGCUCCCCGCCCACUUCGUUCCACCUCAACUGGUUCGCCAUGGUGUUCCCCAACACGGGAUUCACCCUCGCCACCAUCACCCUGGCCAAUCAGUUCGAUAGCGCCGGGGUGAAGGGCGUGGCCACCGCCAUGUCGCUCUGUGUCAUCAUCAUGUUCAUCUUUGUCCUGGUCAGUGCGGCCCGGGCUGUGAUCCGCAAGGACAUCAUGUACCCGGGUAGAGAUGAGGAUGUGUCUGAGUGAUCUACUCGCUGCCCGUUGAUACUUUUCUUUCCCGUUCUAGCCUCGCCAUGUUUGGCUUUCGACUAUAUACACUUGCAUCUAGCGUUGG